UUUGUUCUAGUCGAGAACAAGAUGCAACUUGCUCACUGAGUAGAAACGCCUACACUGGUGAAAAAAAGUCAGUCCGAGGCAUCGCAGAGUGAUAAAAGUAUGCAGAACAGAGAUUGAGAGAGAGAGAUAGAGAGAGAGAAGAGAGAGAGGGGAGGAAAGACAGACAAAGAGAAAUAUAAAGUUGUUUUCUAGUGGAUUAAUUCAUACUUUCAUGAAUCAAGAUGGCCACUCCAAAUGUAUCCAGUUUCAUCAACAGCAGUGCUCAGACCAAAUGCAACUUCACCAAGGAUUUCAACCUCCUGCUUCCAGUUACCUACAGCCUGGUGCUGGUGGUCGGCCUGCUGCUCAACCUCACCGCCUUGUAUGCCAUCUUGUUCCGGAUCAAAAACUGGAGCCCCAACACCAUCUACAUGAUCAACCUGAUUGUGUGUGACACACUCUACAUCCUCACACUACCCUUUCUGAUCUAUUAUUACUCAGUAGAGAAGAACUGGCCAUUCACUGAAGCGUUCUGCAAACUUAUACGCUUUCUCUUCUAUACUAAUCUCUAUGGUAGCAUCCUCUUCCUCAGCUGCAUCAAUGUCCAUCGCUUCAUAGUCAUUUGCCACCCGGUGCGAUCAAUGGGCUGGAUUAAUGCCCGACGUGCCCGUUAUGUCUCGGUCCUUGUUUGGGUAAUUGUUCUCAUCUUCCAGGCACCGGUGCUCUACUUUGCCCGAAGUAAGAAUGGUACUACCUGCACAGACACCACAACGGACGAGCUCUUUGAGUACUUCCUGUCCUAUAGCUCAUUCAUUUCGGUCAUUUUCUUUCUAAUACCCUUUGUUUUAGUGAUGUUAUGCAACAGCCUGAUGGUGCAUAAACUCAUACAACCCAGCACAGUAAGAGGGGCAAUAUCUCAGCGCUCCAGGCAAAAGUCUGUAAGGAUGAUUGUCAUCGUGCUGCUGGUCUUCAUAGUCUGCUUUGUGCCUUUCCACCUGACACGGAGUCUUCACUACUUUUUCCGCCACUUAAAAGUAAAUUGCAAACUCUUGGAGGGAUCUAGAAUAGCCUACAAGAUCUCAAGGCCCCUAGUAACUAUUAACAGCUGCAUUGACCCCAUCCUCUACUUCAUGGCUGGCCAGGGUUUCCGACGCAGUCUACCUAAGAAGAAGAAGCAAGGCCAGAGAGCUGAGGAGGAUAAAGGUUUAUCAUCCUCUCAAACAGAUUAAACAAUUAGAAUAUGAAUAUGAAGGACAAUCAGGAGUUUCUAUGAGGAAUUAAUAGACCAAACAAUAAAGUGAAAUGGGGGAAAUAAAUAAAUUGGGAAAUAGAAUGUAAUGUAGAGCUUUGUUGGAUCUGUGCUACUGACCAAAUGCUUCGACUUUAAAACUCAGUGCCAGAGAUCCACUGUGCUUGGACUGAAUUCUUUCACAUUUGUAAAAGUGGUUGCUAAAUAACUGUAAAUGCAGAUACAUCACAAGAAUUUCCUAAAUUUAGUGCUUAUGAAUCACUUAGGAUCCUUUUGUACAGUUUCCUGUCUUGGCCAUUAAUACCUACAAUGCUAAAACAUUAACCGCUUUUGCAAUGUUGAUGUCAUUUUUCACGAAGGUAUACAGUAUUGUGCUUUUACACUUUUGUCUUAAUAGUAAAUUAUAUCGGAAAUUUUAACUACUGUAAGACAGAUGUCAUAAAAAAGGAGUAACAACAUACAUGCAUCUAGAUUUAGAAUUUUUUUUGUUUGUUUAGGCUUCAGUGUGUAGUUGCUGAUAUGGUGAAGUUUUCUGUAAGGAGAUGUUUAUUUUGCAUUUUUGGAUGGAGUCUCCAGUGUUAGGGCUUUGUAAUAAUCAGAGGUAAAGCCGUUAUCUUAAUUUUGUCAAAAACAAGAAAAUUUUCAGGAUGGAGAGAAAAAAAGACUGGUAAGCGGAAAAAACAAACUGGUGAGGAAACGAUUGUUUAUAGUUGUUAAUGUUAGAAAUAACAGGACCUAUCUUGUUUUGCGGAUGUUUCACAGCUGUGGUAUUUGAGGAAUUAAACACUUGGGGAUGUGCUGAUAUUGGAAAAUAAUCAACUUCGGGGAGGUAACACUAACUCUGCUUCACGUCAGGCCACAUCACGCCACCUCAACGUUGAUUAUUUUCCCAUAACAGCAAAUCCCAAAGUGUCUUACUCAUUACUUUCAUAAUAAAACCAAACUAAUAUUCAGGCAUAAUAAUAAUAAUAAUAAUAAUGAUAAAAAACAAAAAACAAAACAAUAUAUACAUAUAUAUAUAUAUAUACACAGUAAAUAUUAUGAUAUGUUUGAAUGUUAUGUGUCAGUGGACAAAGAAAAAAGUGACUUGCUGAACCAAAUAGCUUUCAUGUCGUGUUUAUAACAGAUUAUAUACAGCAUUUUGGUGGUAUUUUUGCUUACAGAUCCUUUCCAAAAGUCUAUGAUAUAACAUACAAUUUUCCUGUUUAACUGAGCUACUGAAUGUAAUUAUGUCUUUAAUUUUAAUUAAAGUUAUAAAAUAGGUUUGCUCUUGUUAGCAAG
Pangasianodon hypophthalmus (striped catfish) is the source of this 2509-nucleotide messenger RNA. RefSeq names its product P2Y purinoceptor 2. Gene Ontology annotation, cellular component: plasma membrane. NCBI's taxonomy places the organism in Eukaryota, Metazoa, Chordata, Actinopteri, Siluriformes, Pangasiidae. Gene Ontology annotation, biological process: G protein-coupled receptor signaling pathway. Bases 222 to 1208 code for a protein of 328 amino acids. The transcript is spliced from 2 exons. The record is from RefSeq and is a predicted model, not a curated record. Gene Ontology annotation, molecular function: G protein-coupled UTP receptor activity; A1 adenosine receptor binding.